CCAGAAUGUCGACCAAUAACCAUAACCAGACCUUUGGCAAAAGAUCAAGAAGCGGUUGCUGGACUUGUCGCAGACGGCACCAAAAAUGUGAUGAAAGAAAACCCGCCUGCUGGAACUGUCGCUUGCAUGGGGUGAAAUGCGGAGGUUAUGGCAUCGCUCUCGGGGACUUUACUGCCUACAGCGGCCGUAAAGGUCAGAUGGUGUCACGGUUAAGGAGGAAUGGUCCCGGUGGUGACUCUGGCGAUAGCAAUACACGCAACCAGCCGAGAAGGCAACCACAGCCUCGGAUCAACUCGGACGAUAUGGGAAUAAUGACUCAUGUUGCAAAUGAGGUGCUUCUCCAACCAAUAUCCCCUUCCCAGACUUCAGAAUCGGCCUCUCCAAGGCAGCCGGUCCCAUCAUUCGACUGCAACUCCCCCAAUCCGUCACCACAUCCUGACACAGCACCAUACCCUGCAAUUAUCCCAGAGACCAUUCAGUCAUGGGCCGAGGGAGACAAUCAGAUUGUCGAGAAUAAUCAAGAAGAACUUAGUCCACAGAUGGCCAUGUUCAUCGAUGAGCCGGCACCACAAGCACCACCGAGGGACCCUUUCGACCAGCACCUUUAUUGCCAUUAUAUGAAUAUAUUGGCAUUGCGACUGUAUCCGGUCAAGUCAGAUCAAAACCCAUAUCGAGUGGUAUACGGAACACUUGCGACCGAAUCCAAGCCGCUGCUCAAGGCGAUCCUCUUCGCCUCUGCCUUGCAUCUUUCGAAACUUGGACAGCUACCCAACUUUGCCAUUAAGCCCUAUCGAAUGGCAAUGAGAGACUCCUUUCGCGAUGCCCUGACGCGAGAAGACGAGUCUUGGGCUCUCGGUGCGACGGUCCUACUUUCAGUCAUUUUCGAUGUUAUCGGGACUGGGUUGGAUGCAUGGAGCUCCAAACUGAUCGGCUGCCGUCGGCUGCUCGAGCGGGCCUUUCUCAGGUCCAACGGCCAAGUGCAUGCCGGACUACGAUGCGUAUUGCUGCAAUAUAAUUGGGCUGUGACAAUGGGUAGGACGCUCGUCAAAGGCUUCUUCCCUCCUGCUGUAUUCGAAGAACUUAAAUGCAUCGACGGGGCAUCCUCGGCUCUCGAUCGAGUUGUUGACGAUAUCCAAAUGGCCAGUCAUCAAUCACACUGGUGGGACAACCUCCCGGAUUACCGUAUGCAUUUGUUCUUGAGAGAAGCGACCGAGUAUUCCAUUACAGUCGACCGCCUCCGAGUGACACCAGACAGUAUGGACGAGCUACUCGAACUAAUGCCCCACGUCACUGAUCUCAUUAUCAAAAUCCAAAACUGGCAGCCGGAUGUGUCAGCCGUCGACCCAGAGUAUACAGAUUCCAUUCAACAUUUCAUUGAGGUUUGGAGACAAGGGAUGCUAUGCUAUGCUUACAGUGAUAUAUACGGUCUGGCCUCUAGCCACUACCACAUCCAGGCAUGCGUAGAGGCAUCCAUAGAGCCUUUUAGGAAGUUGACCUGGUUCCAGGCCUGUCUUUUUCCAGUGUUCAUGAUCGCGGUUCAUUGCCAGACUGAUGAAUCUCGGACGUGUUUCGAAACCGGCUUGACUAGAAUGCAUACCUCGUUAGCAUUUCAAGGUCCGUUAUCAAUUACUUUGACUCUAAAGAGAGUGUGGGAGUACUUGGACAAUGAUCAAACGGGGGAAGCGAGAUGGAGAGAUAUUAUCAGAAAUCUGGGCAUGGAAUUGAACAUAUUGCUGUAAAUGGCUUU
Molecule: messenger RNA, 1747 nt
Organism: Aspergillus sclerotioniger CBS 115572
Lineage: Eukaryota; Fungi; Ascomycota; Eurotiomycetes; Eurotiales; Aspergillaceae
Product: Zn(II)2Cys6 transcription factor
Exons: 5
Coding region: 6-1739 (577 amino acids)
Biological process (GO): positive regulation of transcription by RNA polymerase II
Cellular component (GO): nucleus
Molecular function (GO): DNA-binding transcription factor activity, RNA polymerase II-specific; zinc ion binding; transcription cis-regulatory region binding
Source: RefSeq, a predicted model, not a curated record